Molecule: messenger RNA, 1174 nt
Organism: Episyrphus balteatus (marmalade hoverfly)
Lineage: Eukaryota; Metazoa; Arthropoda; Insecta; Diptera; Syrphidae
Gene: ImpE3
Exons: 5
Coding region: 145-1119 (324 amino acids)
Source: RefSeq, a predicted model, not a curated record
CUUGGUCGUUUAUGUGGUGGAUAGUGCUUCUGAUUAAGAAUUUCAGUAUUAAAAGCUAUAUUCUUUUAAAUUAUAAUUCUUAUUGAAACUAAUACAUAAAACAGUGAGUUAAACAACUGUGCGUGAAGAUAUUGAUAUGUAAAUAUGAAUAAAUUAUUUAAAAUCUUUUGUUUACAAACGACGUUGGUGAUUCUAAGCGCAAAGUCGGUAUAUCCUAUAGAAGAAACGGAAGGAAAUUUGCUUGACAACUACCUUCCAGCAUGUAUGCAGGGGUUAGCUUACUAUAUUGACUUGCUUCAAUAUGAACCACUUUCAACGACAACAAUCGAGCCUCCUUUUAACUCGGAAGAUGAAACAACUACUGCAGUGCCACCUAUUUCAACAACAACUGAAAUCUCAACAACGAGGAAAUCCACAUCAUCUUGGUUUCAAUCUCCCAGUUGGUGGUCUUCUACAACAACUACGCUAAGACCUUUAACUACAAGAAAACACAAACCAGCGUUGUAUGCACCUUUCACAGCUGAUCAGCAUUAUAAUAAUGAAGCAAACACUCCAUCGAGAACUGUGCAGCAAAAAGAUUUAACAAAUGUUGAGAUACAAGGCAAAAUGAGGUCCAGUCUUAAUAGUCUUAAAGAAGAAAACACUGACUACAAUAUACUGAACAUUCUUCCAUAUUCUCUUACACGAGACAUUAAGGAAGAACUUGAUGAUCAAGAUCAGCUCACCGAAGUAGAGAAUUUGGAUAAUUUUCUUCGAAGUUACGACGACAAGUAUGGCACUAAAAACUCGAUCACCGGUAAAAAAAGGAUUCCACCAACAAAGCCUUAUGUUGAAUUCCUCUUGAUAUACGACCUUCUCAAACGUGAUGCUAAAGCUUUUAAUCUCAGCAAAUACGAGGGCUACACGGACAAAAUGGUGCAAGAUUUAUUCGAAAUUUCUAGUUUCUCAGCACAAAGGCAAAUGUAUACACUUUUAAAAAGAAUGCUGGAUCGUAAAGAAAUACAACGUUCAGAUGUUGUUAAUAGGGUGAAGAGUUUAGUUAAAGAAUUGGGAAAUGGAAAAAGUGUGAUAUCUAAAUCCCUUAUGUUUUAUCCCCCACUUCAGUUUAUUCCAAUAUGAGAUUGUAAAAGUGUUUUCAAUAAAAUUCUCUAUUUAAAGUUCCUCUUUGUAAUUA